UUGCAUAACUGUGACCCCCCCGCUGCCCACUACUUAUGAUAGCGCUAAAGCCAGCCCCAUCAAGAUCCUUUGGGGCAUAUUUUAAAGUUCCUGGCGGCCGAACUGGUACUCAAAUGCUCACCAACAAGCCUAACCAAGCCUGCCCCGCACACCGUCACAUGCGCUCAGUGACGAAACCACCCAACGUUGGGUCGAAGUCUGGACGAAACAUUCCGCGUCUGUCGCCACCAAUUUGGCUGGUAUUGUCGCGCUGCGCUACCUUGCGCGUGUUGAAAUGAAAUGUCAAUAUCAAAUUAUCUUCAUCAUGUAACUUGAGCCGUCGACGUGGGGAGACUGAACCAUCGUUUUUCACUCCCUUCCAACGCAAGUCUAUGUAGCUCGUCAAACUUCCUGCCACCGCCACCAUGGACCCUGACGACUCUGCAGACGAUGUUGGCGACGAGCUCAUCCCUUUCGACGAUACCAAUUUCCACGACCGCGAUCUCAUCCCCGCUUCGCCUGGUCGGACCCUGCUUCCCAGCCCAAUCGCCAGCGCAGUAAGCUUUGCGACUCGAUCGACGUCAUUGGCCCUCCGUGUGGGCACCUUCAUCGGUGGAUACAGCUUGAGCGCGGCCAAAUUUACAACACUUUCGAGUCUUGAGCUGGGUCGCGGCAUCCUCGAGGGCAUACUCAGCAGAGCUGGACGAGAUGUUAUCGUUAGAUCUCGGUCUGAGCUGGGCAGGGACAAUGCCGAGACCAUACUGGAAAGAAGUUUGGAAAACCUCCAUCAGACUAUGACACAAAUUGUCUUUUGGACCACAACAGGGUUUCACAUCACUGGUACAACCGUCUCAACGGUAUCACAGAUAUCACAUCUGUUUUUAUCGGUGCUUGAUCAGUUCUUUGGUUCCACCGAUUCCUCGAAAGCCAUUGCAAGCAUCAUCACCCUUAUUCGUCGCGAAUUUCAAAACCCCGCGACUGGUGUCCAGGGAGAAAGAGUUGGAGUUGUCGACUUGAUAUUGGGAUUGUGUGGACUUGCAUAUUUACAGAACUGGUGUCGGCGAAUGAUACAGGAGGAGACUCGCCGCCUGGGUCAUGAAGAAGUCAUUUGGGACGUCGUGGUCCUCAACGAUGGCGAGAGGGUUGAUGUUCAUGAGGACAGUCUGUAUGGUGUGCACAAGGGGCGAUACGGUCAAGCCAGUGCCAUGAAUAACAGCGACGGCAUCAUCGAGGCCAUUGAACAGCACGGAGCACAAGAUAGUGGCUCUGAGGAUGAGCUGCCCGAAAUCCAUCUUAAGAGACAGAUCAUGGGCUCGUUACCUAAAGAUGCAAGUGUGUCCAUCUCGACGGCCACAAACACCACCAAGACCAUCACCGUCGAAAUCAAGGGCACUCCCGAUGUCCCUCUGUUGGCUCCGCCGGGAGCUGAUGUCAUUGAAAGCGAAAUCACCACUCCAGAUGUUCUACCAAGCGGCAUGCGGGAUUCAACCCCGACGUACCGAGUUGUAUAUCGCAUUAGUCGAAAUAAAAUGAGGAGCACCGCCAUGCAGCGAAGAAACGACGAAGACACGCCUCGUGUCGAGGUUAUCUCGGAUUCCGAUGAGAAGUCCGUUGAAUCUCCGCCUCCACGCGACUAUUCUUACCAAGAUCCUCCCCCAGUACCGCCGAAACCGAUGAGAUCCACAACUGUCCCCGUCUUCUCAAAGGAGGAUAGUGCUGCACCAGAUAGACCUUCGCGCCAACACCGCUCGGUUUCCUCAACUGGCUCCGCUUGCAGCUCGAUGACUUCGCCUAAGGACCGGACCUCUCAAAUCCCAGUACCAAAGCCUACGCCUGAAAAUGCUGCGAAUCAGAAACGAAUUCGACAACCACUUGGUGGCCCUAAACGCGCCGAAGAAGCACCUGCUAUGACAAGGGUUGCGAGUAAAGCAUCGUCCAAACCACCCAAAGACGCCGAGGCAGCGGCGUCUAUGAAGGUACCUGAGAAAAGGGGUGGCCUUCGGAACGUAUGGAAGAAAGGCUCUGUCCAAGGCAUUGCCAAUUUGCUGAACAAGGACUCGAGCAGCGAGAAUGUUUCAACGGUAGGAAAACAGAAGCAAGGUGGAAUCAAGCCGCCGUGGGGCAGCUACAAGCCAUCUCAGAACAAGAGCGUCGUCAGUCAAAGUCGAGUUGCUGUACCAGAACGAAACGCCAGCAUGCUUCCUGCACGCGAACCACCACGUCCUCCGCAGCGAGGGAAUCCGAACUUCUUCUCAUCUAGAGACCUAGGCCAUUUCGAAGACGGUUCUCCAGUCAAGAGAAGCCAGUCGCGCUCGAGUUAUGUUGCCGUGCAUGAGCGUCGGCGGAAUUCGACCGUAUCUCAAACAGACACAUUUUCGAUACAUUCAUUUGAAAGCCGACCGACUUCCCCCACCUAUUAUAGAACAGAGUAUAGGUCAAGCAACAUGUCCAAGUCCAAGUCUGGAAACGACAUCGUUGACUUGGCUCCACCUUCACCUCCCAAACACCAUCAUAGGGCUAGAUCCCAGGUUGGCAGUAUGUACUCUCCAAGUAUAUACACCUUGAAGACGGGCGGCUCGCAGACGUCGUUGGUUCUGUCGUCAUAUCAUCAGAAGAGUGCGUAUAGCGACUCGGAAGCAGUGGAUACGCUAAGAAGAACCGGAAUGGUCGAUGGCAUGUUCCCAAGUUUCCACAUUCUCAGGAAUAUCACUCGCUACAGUCGCUACGCUUCGGCUGCCUACGGAUCCAAUUUUCUCAAAAUGAUGGGUAUUGCGAAAGAGAUGCCGGUGUUGAAAGCACUUGACGAAAUGCAUCAAGAUGUUCGCUCUUUCGCUCAACACACCGAGCUGCCACCGGACAGCAUUCUGUUGUCGUCUUUCGUUGAUCCUCAGGGCGGAUCGGACUCCACCGGCUCUACUGACACCGGUGUGCCUCUCGUUCACACCGUUUCUUUGGAUGAGGAAUCGAAGGCUGUGGUUCUUGCUUGUCGAGGGACCUUGGGAUUCGAGGAUGUCCUUGCCGAUAUGAUGUGCGAAUAUGAUGAUCUGCUCUGGCGUGGCAAAACCUAUAAGGUGCACAAGGGCAUACAUGCAUCUGCCCGCCGGCUGCUUUACGGUGGCGACGGAAGGGUUCUUGUUACUCUGAAGGAAGCUCUCGAGGAGUUCCCAGAUUAUGGGUUGAUUUUGUGCGGCCAUUCUCUUGGAGGCGCUGUGACAGCACUACUUGGAGUCAUGCUGGCAGAACCUGCUACGAUGGGUACUGCCUUUGUUACCUCCGCCCAACAAUACAAACGACUUCUGACCGAUGGUCACACCUCUGCAGCUGAUACUAGCCACAUUUGCUUGCCAUCGGGGAGGCCGAUACACGUCUACGCGUACGGCCCUCCUGCAACCAUGUCCCCGUCGCUUCAGAAGGCGACCAGGGGCUUGAUCACCAGCACUGUUCACGGAAACGACUUAGUUCCCUAUUUGUCCUUGGGGGUUUUGCACGAUUUUCAGGCUCUCGCACUCGCGUUUAAGACAGACAACAGCGAUGCCAAAGCCGAAGUUCGCCGCCGUAUAUGGGAAGGUCUGCAGUCUGGCUUGGCGGACAGGUGGUAUAACAACGCACCCAAAUCCUCCAAUGGUGAAGAAGACAAAUGGGCUUAUGCAGCGCUCAAGACGCUGCGUGCUACGAUGAUGAGUUCAAAACUACUGCCACCAGGAGAGGUGUUUGCGGUAGAGAGCACUCCGGCUCUGCGAAGAGACGCAUUCCUACAAGCAGGAGAAGAGCAGAUUGGGCGGCCAGCCACGCGAAUUGUGCUCAAAUACGUCCGGGAUGUUGAAGUUCGGUUCCGCGAGGUGCGAUUUGGCUCGAGCAUGUUGACGGAUCACAGCCCAGGAAGGUAUGAAGAUACUCUUAGACGCUUGACCUUGGGCGUUGUGGAUUCAUAAUCUGUACCGGAUUAAAAUAUAUGGGCUAGAAUGACGCUGGCGUUCGCAUGUGCAUACCCUUAUUCCGUUAUAGUAGACUAGGAUUGGGUAUUUGGGCGGCUCACAUCAGAUUGACGCAAUUUGCAUAUGAGGAAAUUGGAUUACAGGAGCACAACUGGACGAGUCAACUUUUUCUUAAUAACGUUAUACACA
This is a messenger RNA of Pseudomassariella vexata, 4103 nucleotides long. RefSeq names its product lipase. Gene Ontology annotation, biological process: lipid metabolic process. The record is from RefSeq and is a predicted model, not a curated record. Lineage: Eukaryota; Fungi; Ascomycota; Sordariomycetes; Amphisphaeriales; Pseudomassariaceae. The transcript has a single exon. The coding region runs from base 405 to 3911 and encodes 1168 amino acids.